Messenger RNA from Drosophila busckii, 1234 nucleotides. It is a transcript of the gene Hmg-2, whose product is annotated as high mobility group protein 20A. The record is from RefSeq and is a predicted model, not a curated record. Bases 35 to 1153 code for a protein of 372 amino acids. Gene Ontology annotation, biological process: regulation of gene expression. Lineage: Eukaryota; Metazoa; Arthropoda; Insecta; Diptera; Drosophilidae. Gene Ontology annotation, cellular component: nucleus. The transcript is spliced from 2 exons.
UGAAUUGAAACUCCUUAAGAAAUUGCAAAUAAAUAUGGAAGUUAAAGAAGAAAAUGACACAACUGCUCUGCCGCCUGCAUUAAAAUAUGAAGAAAAUGGCGAAGACCAUCCAAAUUUAGAGGAAAAAUCACCAGACACUAGCAAGGCAACAGCGACGGCAACAAAAAAACCCAAAAGCAAAGGCAAGGCUCGCAAUGCUGUAGCAGGGGGUGAUAACAUGGACGCAGAUUUAAAGAAGCUGACGCAGCGCCGAAUUAAUGUAGCCGGUGCACCCAAAAUGCCGCUUAAUGGCUACGUGAGAUUCAUGAAUGAUCGCCGCGAGCAGUUGCGUUGUGAGUUGCCGAAUCUGACAGCGCUGGAACAUACAAAAAUGAUUGGUCUGGAGUGGCAUCAACUGACUGAAGACCGUAGGACACCAUAUCUGGAGGCGGCGGCCAAGGAUAAGGCUUUAUAUCAAGAACAAAUGCAAAAAUUUUUUAAGGAGCAUCCCGAAAUUGUGGCCAACGAGUUGGCCAAGGCUAAAAAGGUGGAUAACAAAAAUGCAAGCAUAGCCAAGGAGAAACCCAACAACAACAACAACAAUGGUGAAGUGGCUAAAAAAACAAAUAUCAAAACAUCACCCAGUGAGCCUAUGCUGGCAACUGUGGUGGAGCCUAAGCCAGAAGUAAUACGCACACCCACACCGCCAGCGCUUAAUGUCAGCGCCUUGACACGCCCAUUUACGGGUGAAAUACCCAUAUACACAAACGAGUUCAUAGAACAUAAUCGCAGCACAGAAAACGAAUUGCGUAUGCUGCGCAAGGCUAAAACUGAUUUAGAGCAGCAAAAUGCAGUGCUGGAGCAGCAUGUGGACAAUACAAAGGCUGGUCUAGCCAAGGUAACGGGUGAAGUGACCGAGCUAAAGGAAGAACAUAUGCGUUUGGAAAAGUAUCUAAGAAAUUUAAGACAAAAAUUGGUAGCGGCGCUAGGUGGACUGGCUCUCACGCCGCCGCCGCACGAGCCUAGUGAACUAAAUAUGGAAAAUGUAGACAAGUACAUACAGCAUCUUUCUGGCUGGAUUAAUACUACAGCUGCACAACAAAACAAUGCCAUGCUAGUCAAAGUAGCAGAAUCCCUAAGCAAAAUUGACACUGCCAGUUUACAAAAAUCAUAAAUAAUGUAUAUUAUAGUUUAGUUUUAAUCUUAGCUAAGCAUAAGUUAAGUUCAGCUGUGUAGUAUUAUAUGCGAAUAAACC